AUGGGACUGAUCAAGCUCACCAUCGCCCGUGCGGCAAGCGACAAGCUCAUAGAGAAGUCUCUCCAUGAUCAGAUCGAUGCAAGCCAGGCCGCGUUCGAUCCUGAUUGCCAUCGUCCAGAAGAGCCAACGGCUUUCCGUCUAGACCAUCCUAGAUCCUCGAAAGAAGAACAUCCAAUAUAUCUCUUGCAGCCAAAGAUUACAUCGGUGCAUAGCCGCUCCCUCAUAUCCGCCAAGCAGCUAUACAUGCACUUCCUUUCUGAUGCCCUCCCAAUCUUCCACACCUUGAUUCAUCGCAAGCCAGAGCUAUUUCCGCGCAAGGCUUGCGCAUCGAUGGUGUGGUCGUGUCCAGAGCCGCUCACUACACUCACGCAAGAACAACGAGCGCGUACGUGGGACGUCCUGGGUAAGCUGUCCGAAGAACUCGUCUGGGAUCUCAGCACCUCAAAAACACAAGGUUGGAAGCCGACCACCAACGGUUUGUGCACAAUGGAGAGCGAUCAUCCUUUGAAUCAUAUCGGUAUGAUGGGAUCUGCAUCGACUAUUACCACUUCUCGUUCCUUGGUGAAGAGUCUUGCCAAAACCGUACGAGACGGAGACCAGUUGGGCCAGCGAUGGUUCUCCUUCCGCCUGGCGGUGGUUUGGCUGCAUGAGUUAUCCCAUGCGGUCAUGAAUGCCGUGCUGCCGUGUAAGGGACAUGAUGAGAUCUUGCUCGGUCCGAUGGCGAGGACUAGUGAGCUGGGAUUUGAAGUUGAGGCCAGAAUAUUCGGCGGACAGUUCCAGCUGUUCCCCGCUGGGCAGUCGAUCUUAGGCGGAGAACCGACAUUCAAGUCAUGGCCAGACUGGGAGACGGUCAGCACUUACAGGCAGGGAGGGACAAACGUGGAGACUCGGGAACCCCCAGUCGAGAUGUCCCGAGGAUUGGCUGUAGCCUGGAAGAUCGAGUGGAAGUAUGUCGAGAGCAUGUUCGAGGAGAGCUUCUGGGCAACGGGCUCAACCGCCUCGAGACUUGCCAAGCUGCAGCCGGAAAGGAGGACCGGAGUGAUGACAAAGUGGGGACAGGGCAAGGUGACGCCGGCGGAUUGGAUCGAGAUGCGCAGAGUCCUGAAGGAGGAGGGAUUCGUAUUGGAGGACAGCGGACUGGUCCGAUACCUCAGCAUGGAUCAGAUCAGUAUGGUUCUUGCCAACCAAUUCGUUGGCUUGGCUUCUGUGACCAUGAUACAAUGUGUGUCUAGGACAUUUGUGGAUCGCAGAUGGGAGGACUUGGAGUACUUGAGCUCUAAAUCCCGCCAUUGUCAUCAUAACAUGCCGCGCAGAGCGACCGAUAUCGCUGACAGCGAUGCCCACGAUGCGAAUGAGUUGUACGCCCAGAUUCGUGCCAAUCACGCCGCCAUGGAACGGCAAGACCGCCUCGCUGUCACCCGGACACCCUCUCGGUCCCGCCGCAAGGAUCUCCGCGGUGGAUCCACGUCAAACCCGCAGCAGGAUAUAGAACCACGUUUCCCUGGCGGAAAUAUUCCUUCGAUUGAGCCCGCGGUUUUGUUGUAUAAACGCUUGGUCGGUCAUGCAUUGCCGAUAUUCCAUACACUUCUGCUUCGUAAACCUGUAGUUCUUCCACGGACAGAUAGCUCGCAGACGAGAAUUUGGGAAUUCCCAGCACCGCUCCGGCAGUUGACACAGGAGCAGAAGGGCCACACGUGGACCUUCCUAGCACGGAUCGGGAGACAUCUAACCUGGGCCUAUGGACAAAGAGGCAAGGAUGGCUUCAGCCACGCAGUCGAAGGUUCGACGCGGAUUCAAGACCACCUCCCGCUAGUGCACGACGGCCUGGGCCUACUCGGGUGCGCAUCGAAGAUCAAGACGGACUCCGGUAUGAUCCUGGAUAUCGAGGACAGCAAAGAGGAUGGCGAUUCCGCGGCCCAGAAGUGGCAUUCGUUUCGAUUGGCGAUUGUAUGGCUGCAUGAGCUUUCACACGCCGUGAUUAAUGCGGUACUUCCAGGGAUGAAUUGGCAGGAAGCCUUUCUUGAUCCUGGAUCAAGUACGACCGAGAUCGGGAUGGAGCUGGAGGCAAGAAUCUUUGGUGGCAGCUUCGUCCGUCUGAAGGAUCCGACCCUUUCGGGGGUGUGGCUCAGGGAAUGGCCGGACUGUCAGGCGGUGAAGGAGUAUCAGCGAGUAGGAUGGGGGUGCGAAACUAGAGGGUCAGCGGACGGGCUGACGAGUGAAUGGAGUAUACUGUGGGCGGUCAGCCCGAGCUUCUGGGAGGUGAUGUUCGAUGAUGUCUUUUGGGAGCAGUCGAAGGCGGGAGAAUUGGCAGCCUUCCAGCUGUGGCCGGACAGAAGCUUCGGAGUUUUGAGUGUGAUCGGGGACAGGGAGUUGUCCGUCCAGGAAAGGAUCGACGUCGGUAUUGAGAUGCGGAUCAGGAAGUGUACGCUACGCGAACACAAUCUGGUGUUGACGGAUAGUCUGGCGGCCGAGAUGGAAGAUUUUGAUCAGACAGACAGUGAUGGGACGUACGAAUCGGACCGUGAAGAGGUGAUGGGUGGGGACGGAGAUGUGGGCGUUCGUGGCGAUGAGGUGAUCGGGAUGGGCGACAUGGUCGAGAAGAUGGAGGAGAUCGAGAUUUCCCGGCGCUAG
This is a messenger RNA of Zymoseptoria tritici IPO323, 2631 nucleotides long. RefSeq lists its product as uncharacterized. The transcript has 4 exons. Lineage: Eukaryota; Fungi; Ascomycota; Dothideomycetes; Mycosphaerellales; Mycosphaerellaceae. Bases 1 to 2631 code for a protein of 876 amino acids. The record is from RefSeq and is a predicted model, not a curated record.